This is a messenger RNA of Brienomyrus brachyistius, 5465 nucleotides long. RefSeq lists its product as uncharacterized. NCBI's taxonomy places the organism in Eukaryota, Metazoa, Chordata, Actinopteri, Osteoglossiformes, Mormyridae. Gene Ontology annotation, biological process: DNA integration; proteolysis. Bases 356 to 5209 code for a protein of 1617 amino acids. Gene Ontology annotation, molecular function: aspartic-type endopeptidase activity; zinc ion binding; nucleic acid binding. The transcript has a single exon. The record is from RefSeq and is a predicted model, not a curated record.
GUGUGAGUGCUGUGGGGUUGUUUUGGAGUAGUAUUGGGGAAGGAGAAAUAACACUUGUAGUGGUAGUGUGAUUUACCUGUUGGUGGGAGGGAGGUGGUUGUUGCCUGGGAGUUUGGAGUAUCUGUAACCGAGCCCCAAAUAAAUCUGUGCCAGCUCACCCAGUUGUUUGCCCCAUUGUGUCAUUGCCCCAGGAGAUCCUAAAGGGUGUGUGGGUAGCAUUGUGCUGUGUGAAAGGGUUAAGGGGAAGAAUUAAAGACUCAGUACAAAAAUAGUCAUUAGGCAGUGGGGGUCCUACACCCUGGGCCACCACACUGCUUGAAUUUGGCGUAGUCGGCAGGAUCUCCUCGAGCACGACAUGGAUGGGACAGCACCUGGGGUACAGGAGUUGUCAGGUGGGUGGCCAUGGUUUUUGGGGGGGGCUUGGAUGACCCGCUUCGAUGGGUCCGCUAAGGGGACGUAUCAAGAAUGGAGGCGGGUAGUCGGGGUGGGUCUCCGGGCGCAGUCACUCUCUGCAGUCCAACAGGUGGAUUUUGUUCUUAGUGCUUUGGAAGGGGAAGCGAGGCGAGAAGUGGAAUUAUUGAGGGAAAAUCAGCGGGAUACUGCUGAGAAGAUAUUGGAGGCAUUGGAUAGACUUUAUGGGGAGGGUGCCGGGCUGGCCCAGUUGAGGGUUGAGUUUUUUACCUGUCAACAACAGUCUGGGGAAGGGGUGGGUUCGUUCAUCCUCCGUCUCCGGGAGUGUCAUUAUAGAUGGCGGAAGAAGGAACCAGUCCGGGAUGAGGAUGAUGACGACGCUACCCUUCGAAGUCAACUGGUGACUGGCCUCCUAGCGGGGUCGACUAAGAGGGAAUUACAGCGACUUAUUCGACGAGCCAGCCGGUUGACAUUUAUGGAGGCAUGUCGGGAGGUGAAAGAAAUGGAGAAGGAGGAGGGGCCCGGCACCGUAAUGGAAGGUGUGGAUGCCCGGAGGACGUUUCUGCCCCUACCUACUGCAGCCACAGAGCCCGCCACUGCCCCUUCACUUGAUUUGGAAACGUUACGGUCAUCCCUGAGGGAGGACCUUUUGAGGGAGAUGAGUGACCAAGUACGGGAGCUGAAGCAAGUUUUGGAAGGAUGGAGUCAGGUUCGAGAGGGGCAGGCGAGUGCUCCUGGGACCACAUUGGUAGUUCCCCCUUCUCGUCGGCGUGGCCGCACUUAUGCAAGUUCGGGGGGACCUCGUUGGGAUGAACAGGGGCGUCCCAUUUGUCUGCGCUGUGGAGAGGCGGGACAUAUGGUAAGGAGUUGCCCUCGGGGAGAAACGACGGUGGUGAAUAGUCGAGGGGUGCAGCCGGAAGCCAGCAUGUCCACGACGCCUGUUGGGUUGCGGGAGGCGCUGGUGGGGGAGAGCCCGGUUCUGGAAGUGCUGGCAGCUGGAAGGCUGGUACCCUGUAUUCUGGAUACUGGCUCGCAGGUCACUUUGUUUAGUCGUAGUAUAUUUAAUCAGUGUGUGAAGGGUAUUGAGGUCAAGGGGGCGGCUGAAGUCCCAUGGCUAGCCCUUAAGGCAGUGAAUGGGUUGUCCCUCCCGUAUGUGGGCUAUGUGGUGCUGGACUUCACGGUGGCUGGGGUGGAGAUUCCUCAGCGAGGGGUGGUGAUCGUGGAGGACCAGCACCUCCCGGCCCCAUAUGGGAUUUUGGGGAUGAACGUAAUCAGGCAUUGUUGGGAGGUAUUGCAGACACGGGGGGGAGCCCAGGUGUCUUUGUUUCGUUCUGCCCUCCCACAGAGUGACCGGCGAGCCUGGGAUCAGGCUUUCACUGUAUGUCGGCGAUUGGAAGCAGCGGUGAGGGGACCGGUGGUGGAACAGCUUGCCAGAUUGCGGACCGAGAAGCCAUGGGUGUUGAGUCCCGCCACGGAGAAGCUGAUCUGGGCAGACGUGCCCCGGGGGCAUUUGCGAGAUGGGGACCAGGUCCUGGUGGAAGACUAUCGAGGGGGCCAGCAGGAGUGGUGUGUGGCUCGAGCUGUGGCACGAGUAUGUGAGGGGAGAGUGCCACUUCGUAUUUGUAAUCUCCAUCAGUAUCCUGUGGAACUCCCUCCUCGACGUCCACUGGCCCGAGUGGAGAAGAUCACAGCUGGGUGUGUGCAGCCUCAGAAGGAGUUGGUGUUGCGCCAGCCACAGGGGGGGGUGGUUGACGUGGAGGUGCGGCCAGUGGCCGGGGCUUUGCCUGAGCAACUGCACGCCCUGGUGGCUGACAGCACGGGGUUGACCCGUGAGGAGGGUCGGCAGCUGCAGGAACUGUUGGAGCGGUGGCAGAGGGUGUUUGCCCGGGACGAGGAGGACCAUGGUUGUACAGAUGUGGUAUACCAUUGCAUCCCCACGGGGGUGGCGGUUCCCUCGAGGGAACGUUACCGGCCUGUUCCCCCCAGUCUGUAUCCAGAAUUGCGGGAGUUGUUGAAAUCCAUGCUUGAGGGGGGAGUCAUUACAGAGAGUGCUAGUCCCUGGGCUGCCCCGAUAGUGUUAGUCCGUAAGAAGGAUGGCUCCUGGAGGUUUUGUGUAGACUACCGAAAACUGAAUGCUGUGACCCAUAAGGAUGCUUACCCUCUCCCGCGGAUCGAGGAGUCAUUGACAGGGUUGAAAGGGGCAGCCUGGUACUCCACCCUGGACCUGGCAAGUGGAUACUGGCAGGUGGAGGUGCACCCCAACGAUAAAGAAAAGACUGCCUUCACCACACCUAUGGGCCUCUACCAGUUCGAACGGAUGCCCUUUGGUCUGUGCAAUGCACCAGCAACCUUCCAGCGACUGAUGCAGCGGUGUCUGGGUGAGCAGGUUUAUGACUACUUGCUGAUUUAUCUGGACGAUGUGAUUGUUUAUUCUCCCGACUUUGGGGGGCAUCUGGAACAUUUGGAGAAGGUGUUUGCACGGCUGGAGGCUCACGGUCUUAAGCUUCAGCCAGAGAAGUGUCGGCUGUUCCAACGGGCCGUCCGCUACCUGGGUCAUAUAGUCAGCCGUGAGGGGGUGACCACGGACCCCGAGAAGACGGAGGCAGUACGGGGGUGGCCUCGCCCAGGAACAGUACGGGAAGUGCGGUCUUUCCUGGGGUUUGUGGGGUACUACCGGCGGUUUGUACCGGGGUUUGCUAAAAGAGCAGCUGCGCUCCAUGGGCUGCUGAAAGGUGCUGGCUCCUCGUCAAGACAGAAGAUCGAAUGGACCAAGGAGUGUGAGGAAGCAUUCCAGGCUCUGAAGGAGGCCCUACUUGAAGCCCCGGUACUUGCUUAUGCUGACUAUACCUUGCCAUUUCGCCUGUAUACUGAUGCUAGUCUUCGGGGGUUGGGGGCUGUUUUGACCCAGGUGCAAGGGGGGCAGGAAAGGGUGAUUGCUUAUGCCAGCCGGAGCCUCCAUGAGGCGGAGCGCAAUGAUCAGAACUAUAGUGCCUUUAAACUGGAGCUAUUGGCCUUAAAGUGGGCAGUAGUAGAGAAGUUUAAGGACUACUUGUGGGGAGCUAGGUUUGAAGUAUUCACCGAUCAUCGCCCCCUCUUGCAUUUGAAGACUGCCAAAUUGGGGGCUGUGGAGCAAAGGUGGGCGGGUCAGCUGGCAUCAUUUGACUAUGAGUUAAGGCAUAAACCUGGCCGGGAGCACCAGAAUGCGGAUGCCCUGUCGCGACGAUCAGGUAUGGCGGUGGUGGCACAGAUUGGAUCCAUAGAGGAUUGGGCGGAGCGGCAGAGUGAAGAUUCGGCAGUGGCCCAGAUUCGGCAGUGGGUGUUAUCCGGGGAACGUCCAACUGUGAUGGCUGGCCGAACUGUUGGAGGGAUGGGCCGGUGCCUGUUGGAAGAUUGGGAGCUACUGAGAGUGGAUCAAGGGGUGUUGCGGCGUAGAUCCCCAGUGGGAGGUGAAGAGAGCUGGGCUGUGGUGGUUCCGGAGAAACAGCGCCAACAAGUGUGGUUGGAGUAUCAUCGGGCAUUGGGGCAUGCCCGAGGGCGACGGAUGGUCCUGGCCCUGCAAGAGAGGUUCUACUGGCCUGGCAUGCGAAGGGAUGUGGAGCAGAGGCAGCGUGGCUGCCAGGAGUGCCUGAUUGGGAGCCGGGGGAAGGGAGAGCCCCUGCCCCUAGGGGGGAUUAAUACCAGCUACCCCUGGGAGGUGUUGGCGGUGGAUUACCUGUCCAUGGGGCGCCCCGGAGAUACUUACCCAUAUGUGCUGGUCGCCAUUGAUCUGUUUUCCAGGUUCGCUUUUGCAGUACCGACCAGGGAUCAGACAGCCGCGACGGCGGCCAGAGUGAUCUGGGGGGAGGUGAUCCAGCGUUAUGGCUGCCCCGAGCGGCUGCUGUCUGACCAGGGGCCUGCCUUCGAGUCACAGUUGGUGAAAGAACUGUGUGAAGUGUAUGGGUGCCGGAAAGUGAGAACUACUCCUUACCACCCGCAGGGCAAUGGGGCUUGUGAGCGGUGGAACCAAACGCUGCUACGUCUGUUGAACACGCUCUCGGUGCAAGAGCAGGGUCGUUGGGCGGUACAUCUACCGGAGCUGGUGCAGGCCUAUAAUUGCACCCCGCAUAGCAGUACGGGUUUGUCCCCAUUUUGGGUUUUGUUUGGGCGGCAACCUCGGUUACCUAUAGAUCAGCGAUGGGGGACCUGUGAUCUGGCCGGAGGAGAGGCCGGGUCGGAGUGGGUCCGUGGGCAUCGGAGACGAAUGUGGGCAGCCUGCAAGGAAGUGGAAAGGGGAACAGAGCGCCGGCGGCAAGGGGAUCGGCGCUAUCACAAUGUAGGGAAACGUAGAUGGUUGCUGGCCCCAGGGGAUCGUGUUCUGGUGAGGAACUUCCGUCGACGAGCUGGAGGCAAGGUGAGCCCAUAUUGGCAAACUAACCCUUGGGUGGUGGUGCGACAACGGGAUCUGGAGAGCCCAGUGUUCCAGCUGCGGCCGGACGGAAGAGAGGGCCCUCUCCGGACUCUCCAUCGACGGCACCUGCGGCCAUGCCCCCCAGGAUGGAUAUCGGUGACACCGGAGAUGGGGGGUGAGCUACGGAGGGCUGGGGUCUGUCCUCGACCAGGACCGUCUCGUCCCAGGGGUUGGCCUGGUGAUUGGGAAGAGCCAUGGGCUGGGACGGCUGAACAGGUAGUAGAAAGGCGGCUACCGGCGGAGGAUGGGGAGCCGGUUGUGGAGGUUGAGCCAGUUCCGGAGGUUGUGGAGCCCGUGCGUCGAUCCCAGCGAGCCAACUUUGGGAUAAGGCCAGCCCGGUAUAGGGAGUAGGUGCUCGGGGCGAGCCCCCAUUUGGUGGGGGGGAGUGUGGUGUCCCCUGGGAGGGGAAGGGGGAAUUAUAAUUUAUGGGUUGUUUAUGGUUUGUUUUUUUUAUUCUCUUUUUUGUUUUUCUUUUCCUUUCAGCAGUGCCACGAAAGCUUGGGGAGGUUGCGCCGUCCCUCAUUGGUAAUUGAGGGGCGGGACUUGUUAGAUUGGUUGGCGGAGGCGUGGACUUGAUCGGGUUUAAAGAUGGCUACAUCAGAGUGGA